UCCGUCGAGGUAAGCAGCUGCAGGUGUGUCCGCCUCACCUUUCUUUAGAAGUGAGCCAAUCAAGAAGAAGAAAGGGGGGAGGAAGAGAAGACAGCUGUCCUUUAGCCGAGUCUUUCCUCCAAAAUCACCACCAAUUCAGGCAUCAUGUCCACCCCGGUCUCCCCUCCCCUCUCCCCGUUGACACCGGCCUCCCAACCAUCGGCAAUCUCCCCGCUGCCCUCGGCCCUCUCCCCUCCAGCCAGGGUGCCUGUGUUCCAGAGGAAGGGAGCGCUCAAACACAAGAGGAUCGUCGAGGUGAAAGACCACCAGUUCACGGCCCGCUUCUUCAAGCAGCCCACAUUCUGCAGCCACUGCACCGACUUCAUCUGGGGCAUCGGCAAACAGGGAUUCCAAUGUCAAGUUUGCAGUUUCGUGGUUCACAAAAGAUGUCACGAGUUUGUGACCUUCACUUGUCCCGGUUCUGUGGCGGGCCCCAAACCAGAUGACCUGAAGACUCAGCACAUGUUUAAGGUCCAGACGUACUCCAGUCCCACCUUCUGCGACCACUGUGGCUCGCUGCUCUACGGACUCAUACACCAGGGCAUGAAAUGUGGCUGUUGUGACAUGAAUGUCCAUCGACGGUGUGAGACCAGUGUUCCCAGUCUCUGUGGCCAAGACCACACUGAGAAGAGAGGAAGAGUCCACCUGACCAUCAGAGGAGAUAAUGAGGACGUCUUCGUCACAGUGCGGGAGGCUCGUAACCUGAUGCCCAUGGAUCCAAACGGUCUGUCAGACCCGUACGUCAAAAUGAAAUUGAUUCCAGACCCAAAGAGCCACAGCAAACAGAAGUCCAAGACCAUCCGCUCAACUCUUAGUCCCAUCUGGAAUGAGAGUUUCACUUUCUCAGUGCGCGGCCCCCAGUGGGACAGGCGCCUGUCCGUGGAGGUAUGGGACUGGGAUCGCACGUCGAGGAACGAUUUCAUGGGAGCGCUGUCAUUCGGAGUGAGUGAGAUCUUCAGGCGUCCGAUCAGCGGCUGGUUCAAACUGCUGGCCCAAGAUGAGGGAGAGUACUACAACAUUCCCGUGCCAGACCCAGACCUGCAGGAGCCUCAGCCUGACGGCACAACACCGUCUCUGCCUCAAGCGCUCCCUGCCGCGCUGUCUGAACCUUUCCCAGCGGGUCUUACUCCGGCCCCUUUACCAUCCGGCCCACCCGCCCACACCCCCGGCCCUGCCAAAGUCAAAGUUGGCAUCCUCGACUUCAACUUCCUCAUGGUGCUGGGCAAAGGCAGCUUUGGCAAGGUGCUGCUGGCGGAGGAGCGAGGCAGCGAGCGUCUGUUCGCCGUGAAAGUGUUGAAGAAAGACGUUCUCUUCCAGGACGAGGACACCGAGAGCGCUCUGGUGGAGAGGAGGGUUCUGGCGCUUUCCUCUCGCCCUCACUUCCUCACAUCUCUCUACUGCGCCUUCCAGACUGAGGACCGUCUGUAUUAUGUGAUGGAAUACGUCAACGGAGGCGACCUGAUGUUUCACAUUCAGAUAGUCGGCAAGUUCAAAGAGCCUCACGCAGCGUUUUAUGCAGCGGAGAUAGCGGUCGGCCUCUUCUUCCUCCACAGCAAGGGCAUCAUCUACAGGGAUCUGAAGCUGGAUAAUGUGCUGCUUGACAGCGAGGGCCACAUAAAGAUAGCUGACUUUGGGAUGUGCAGGGAGGGCAUGUUGGAGGAGGACACCACGCGCACCUUCUGUGGCACCCCCGACUACAUCGCCCCUGAGAUCGUGGCGUAUCAGCCCUAUGAUAAAGCAGUAGACUGGUGGUCCUAUGGAGUCCUGCUGUAUGAAAUGCUGGCAGGACAGCCACCGUUUGACGGUGUUGACGAGGAGGAGCUGUUCCAGUCCAUCAUGGAGCAGAGUGUGCUUUACCCAAAAAGUCUCUCUCGGGAAGCCGUCUCCAUCUGCAAGGGACUCCUGACGAAGCACCCGGCCAAGCGUCUCGGUGGAGGAGAGGAGGCAGAGAGACAAAUUCGGGAGCAUCCGUUCUUCCGCUGGAUUGACUGGGAAGGUCUGGAGAGACUGGAGAUCUCGGCGCCCUUCAAACCCAGAACUGGUGGGAGGAAAGGAGAAAACUUCGACAAUUUCUUCACAGCAGCUCCAUCAGCGCUCACUCCCUCUGACCCGGAUAUCCUAGCAGCCAUCGACCAGGAAGACUUCCAGGGCUUCACCUUCCAGAACCCAGACUUUGCCCCUUCGCCACUCACGGCUGUUUGAAGAUGGCUCCCAGAACCUGCUCCCACAACCCCUCCAAAUGGACCCAAACUAUGUUCAUCCCCAUACUAGUUGUUUUAUAACAAAGAAUUUGAACAUGAUUACUAUUAAAGACACAUUUCAUAGCCAAAUUCUUACGUUUACAAGAAAAUGCCAAGACACCUUUAUAUUGCACUCUCUUUAAUGUUUGUGUUACAUAUUGAUAGUCACAGAAUAUGCUGCAGCAAUGCAAGCAAAGCCAGUAUUGUAGUUUAGAGAGAACUGUAGUAUGAACCUGAGAAAUGCAUGCAGUGUUUUUAGAAUGAAUUGCUUUGACACACUAGAUUUAUAUAGCUAUAGAUCUUCCAAGAAAAUAUACAUGUGUAACUUUACAACCAAUUUAUCUCAAACUUUUCCCAUUGCUAGUGGAAAUCGUUGAGUGAGAAUCUUACUCACCAAUACGAGUCAGGUUUCCCCUCAGACGGCCACUGAGCAGGUCGAGUCACUUGUCGAUCACACACAUGAAGACAAAUGUUUCUUCACAGGUUUAUUCCAGUUGAUUAUGUUUAUACACAGUGCAGUGAUUCAGCCUUAUGUGUCUUUCUAAUAAAUAUCCAUCUCACUCUA
Molecule: messenger RNA, 2844 nt
Organism: Pseudoliparis swirei
Lineage: Eukaryota; Metazoa; Chordata; Actinopteri; Perciformes; Liparidae
Gene: prkcg
Product: protein kinase C, gamma
Exons: 17
Coding region: 145-2241 (698 amino acids)
Biological process (GO): protein phosphorylation
Molecular function (GO): diacylglycerol-dependent serine/threonine kinase activity; zinc ion binding; ATP binding
Source: RefSeq, a predicted model, not a curated record